Messenger RNA from Onychostoma macrolepis, 1440 nucleotides. RefSeq names its product SLAM family member 9-like. The record is from RefSeq and is a predicted model, not a curated record. Lineage: Eukaryota; Metazoa; Chordata; Actinopteri; Cypriniformes; Cyprinidae. The coding region runs from base 269 to 1060 and encodes 263 amino acids. The transcript is spliced from 4 exons.
CACGUUCAAGAGCAAAACAUUAAAUAAACAAUCAAAUAUUUGCAAUUAAUUGUAGCAAAAUUAAUAUACAACAGACAAUCUAUAACCAAUGCAUGCAAGACGAGCGUAUAGGCUACAUGUGUAGUGAGUGGGUGGUGGUCAAAUAGCCUAUUAUUGGUGGAUGAAUCACAAGCAACACUAGCUAUACUGCAGUUUAACACUGUCCUGUGAGUUCACAAUCUCUCAUAUAGGCUACGUGUUCAGAUACUUCAAGUGCUCUUAUCUGAAAAUGGUUCAUAUGUUUGUUUUGUUCUGCUUGUGGCACCUGGUUGGUGUGUUUGCUGAUACAGAUGCAGUGGAGUCAGUGUCAGUGCUGGAGGGAGAUUCAGUCGCUCUAAACUCUGGUUUUACUGAAAUGAUGGAUGAUGAUGUGAUUCUGUGGAGGUUUGGAGCUGAAAACACUUUAAUAGCUCAAAUCAAUGUACUGGCCGGCAGCAUCACUGUAUAUAAAGAUGUUCUUGACGGGAGAUUCAGAGACAGACUGAAGCUGGACGAUCAAACUGGAUCUCUGAUCAUCACAAACACCAGAACUGAACACACUGGACUCUAUAAACUACAGACCAACAGAGUGAGCAAGAGCUUCAGUCUCACUGUCUAUGCUCGUCUGUCUGUUCCUGUCAUCAACAGUAACUCUUCACAAUGUUCAUCAUCAUCAUCAUCAUCAUAUUGUUCAUUGUUGUGUUCAGUGGUGAAUGUGGGUCAUGUGACUCUCUCCUGGUACAAAGGAAACAGUUUAUUGUCCAGCAUCAGUGUGUCUGAUCUCAGCAUCAGUCUCUCUCUACCUCUGGAGGUGGAAUAUCAGGAUAAAAACACCUACAGCUGUGUGCUCAACAAUCCCAUCAGCAACCAGACCAGACAUAUCAACAUUACUCAACUCUGUCACACAUGUUCAGAAGUCCACAUGCAUGGCUGUGAUUCUGCUGAAGCUGUGAUCCGAUUGGUCGUCACUGCUCUGAUGGGCGUGGCUUCUGCAGCUGCUGCUGUUCUUCUGGUGAAUGACGUCAGAUCUGCUAGAGGUUAAGAGAAAACAGAACAGAUAUCAUAAAUAUUCUGACAUGUAUCGUAGUUUUAAUUGUAAAGAUGAAAAUACGUGUGGUCUAGAAGUGUUUAGUGAUGGUGAACUUUUCUUACCAAAGUUUUCCUCUGAAUUGAAUCAGAAAAGGUUCAUUACCUGAAUCUGGUGUAUUAGGAGUCAUCUGGUGGCCAAAGCAAUGAACUUUCUUUAAUCUUUCAUUUUCUUUAAUACUAUGCAAGUAUGCAUUGUACAUUUCUUUAUUUACACAGUUUUCGUUAAUGUUUAUUAAUUUAUGUAAUGUUGUUUUCAUUUUGUUUUAUAAUUGUAUGCAGCAACCAUGUAAAUACAAAUGUAAUAUUUCUCACACCAAUAAAUCACCAUAUAAU